AUGGCGGACGUGGACAUUGAGGAAAGUAUAUCUUUUGUUAUACUCCCGUCUUCAAAAGUCAGGGACACAGUCAGUUGCUCAAUUAACCUACGACAUGUUAAGCACCUCCACAUACCUAAACUUAUUGAACCUCAACAUAUAGUAUCCACUCAUACUGAAGCUGUAUCUAUAGCACCUCAGCAAACUGAACUUCAACAUAUAGCACCUCAACAAUCUGAACCUCAACAUAUAGUAUCUACUCAUACUGAAGAUGUAUCUCUAGCACCUCAGCAAACUGAACCUCAACAUAUAGCACCUCAACAAACUGAACCUCAACAUAUAGUAUCUACUCAUACUGAAGCUGUAUCUCUAGCACCUCAGCAAACUGAACCUCAACAUAUAGCACCUCAGCAAACUGAACCUCAACAUAUAGUAUCUACUCAUACUGAAGCUGUAUCUCUAGCACCUCAGCAAACUGAACCUCAACAUAUAGCACCUCAGCAAACUGAACCUCAACAUAUAGCACCUCAGCAAACUGAACCUCAACAUAUAGCACCUCAGCAAACUGAACCUCAACAUAUAGCACCUCAGCAAACUGAACCUCAACAUAUAGCACCUCAGCAAACGGAACCUCAACAUAUAGCACCUACUCAUACUGAAGCUAUAUUUAUAUACUGA
This is a messenger RNA of Mercenaria mercenaria, 657 nucleotides long. RefSeq lists its product as uncharacterized. The record is from RefSeq and is a predicted model, not a curated record. Bases 1 to 657 code for a protein of 218 amino acids. NCBI's taxonomy places the organism in Eukaryota, Metazoa, Mollusca, Bivalvia, Venerida, Veneridae. The transcript is spliced from 3 exons.